AAGGAAGAUAAAAAAAGUACAUCAUCAAAUAAAGAAGAUAGUCCAAGUAAUAAAGAUGAAACAGUUGGAUCAGCAUCAACUGGUAGUAAUGGAUUACCAAGUGCAGAGCCAUCACAACCUGGUAGCAAACCUGGUUCUGCUGGUGCUACUGCACGUGAAGGUGCACAAAGAUUACUUGCACUUGCUAGUAGAGGUGAAUGGGCACCCGUUGAUCAGCUUCUUAAGACCCUAGAAAAAGCGGUACAAAGUGCUGGAGAUGAAGGCAAUCCUGCACCGCUUGCCGGUCUUAUGGAUCCGACAACUGGCAUGACACCUCUCAUGUAUGCUGUCAAGGACAAUCGCACAGCAUUUCUAGAUCGUAUGAUAGAUCUUGGGGCUGACGUGGGUGCUCGUAAUAACGAUAAUUACAAUGCACUACAUAUAUCAGCAAUGUAUUCACGUGAAGAUGUUGUUAAAUUAUUAUUAUCUAAACGUGGAGUGGAUCCUUAUUCUACUGGUGGUCCACGCCAACAAACCGCCGUUCAUCUUGUAGCAUCCCGACAAACAGGUACAGCAACAUCAAUAUUACGAGCACUUUUAAAUGCUGCAGGACGUGAUAUACGUAUGAGUAUUGAUGGCAAAGGAAAGAUUCCAUUACUAUUGGCAGUUGAAGCUGGCAAUCAAUCUAUGUGUCGUGAGUUAUUAGCUCAACAAGCACCUGAACAAUUGCGUGCGACAACACCAGCGGGUGAUACUGCUUUACAUCUUGCUGCACGUCGUCGUGACGUCGAUAUGGUCCGAAUACUCGUUGACUACGGUGCCCAAGUUGAUAUGCAAAAUGGUGAUGGCCAGACAUCGUUGCAUAUAGCAAGCGCUGAAGGUGAUGAAACUUUAGUUAAAUAUUUUUAUGGUGUACGUGCAUCAGCAUCAAUAGCAGAUCAUCAAGAUCGUACACCAAUGCAUUUAGCUGCUGAAAAUGGUCAUGCAUCAAUAAUUGAUUUAUUAGCUGAAAAAUUUCGUGCUAGUAUAUUUGAACGUACAAAAGAUGGUUCAACUUUAAUGCAUAUUGCAUCAUUGAACGGGCACUCGGAAUGUGCCAAUAUGUUAUUUAAAAAAGGUGUUUAUCUUCAUAUGCCAAAUAAAAGAGGCGCUCGUUCUAUUCAUACAGCAGCACGUUAUGGACAUGUCGGUAUUAUAAGUACAUUAUUACAACGGGGUGAAAAAGUUGAUGCUACAACAAAUGAUAAUUAUACAGCAUUACAUAUUGCUGUUGAAAGUGCUAAACCAUCUGUUGUUGAAACAUUAUUAGGAUAUGGUGCUGAAGUUCAUGUACGUGGUGGUAAAUUACAUGAAACUCCACUUCAUAUUGCUGCAAGAGUACAAGAUGGUGAUAGAUGUGCACUUAUGUUACUUAAAAGUGGUGCUGGUCCUAAUUUAACAACUGAUGAUGGACAAACACCAGUUCAUGUUGCUGCUAGAUAUGGUAAUUUAACAACACUUAAAUUAUUACUUGAAGAUGGUGGUGAUCCAAUGUACAAAUCAAAAAAUGGCGAAACACCAUUACAUUUAGCGUGCCGUGGUUGUCGUUCAGCAGUAGCACGCCAUUUAAUUGAAUUUGUUAAAGAAAAAAAAAGUCCUGAAAUAGCAACAGCUUAUGUUAAUAGUGUUAAUAAUGAAGGUGCAAGUGCACUACAUUAUGCUGCACAAAUAGAACCAACAGAAGUUAUUGAAUCAGGUGAUGAUCGUUUAGUAGUUUGUGCUUUAUUAGAAAAUGGUGCUGAUGUAUCAUUGCAAACAAAACAAACACAAGAAACAGUAUUUCAUUAUUGUGCACUUGCCGGUAAUAAUCAAGUAUUAUCAGAAAUGAUAAAUCAUAUGACAGCAACAGAAGUACAAAAAGCAUUAAAUAAACAAAGUGCAGUUGGUUGGACGCCGCUGCUGAUAGCUGCUCAUCGUGGACAUAUGGAGUUAGUAACAACAUUAUUGGCAAAUCAUGCACGGGUUGACGUAUUCGAUCUUGAAGGUAGAUCGGCACUACACCUAGCUGCUGAACAUGGCUAUCUCCAAGUCUGCGACGCUCUGCUAGCCAGCAAGGCAUUCAUCAACUCAAAAUCACGUGUUGGUCGUACAGCAUUACAUUUAGCUGCUAUGAAUGGUUAUACACAUCUUGUUAGAUUUUUAAUUCAAGAUCACAGUGCUGCUAUUGAUGUAUUGACAUUAAGAAAACAAACACCACUUCAUUUAGCUGCUGGUUCUGGACAACUUCAAGUUUGUCGUUUAUUACUUGAACUUGGUGCAAGUAUUGAUGCUACUGAUGAUCAAGGUCAAAAACCAAUACACGCUGCGGCUAUGAAUAAUUAUGCUCAAGUUGUACAAUUAUUUUUACAACGUCAUCCUAGUCUUGUUAUGGCUUGUACUAAAGAUGGAAAUACUUGUGCACAUAUUGCAGCAAUGCAGGGUAGUGUACGUGUUAUUGAAGAAUUAAUGAAAUUUGAUCGUCAAGGUGUUAUAUCAGCAAGAAAUAAAUUAACUGAAGCAACACCACUUCAAUUAGCUGCUGAGGGUGGUCAUGCUGAAGUUGUUAAAGCAUUAGUACGUGCUGGUGCUUCAUGUGCUGAUGAAAAUCGUGCUGGUUUUACAGCUGUACAUUUAGCUGCACAACAUGGACAUGGACAAGUAUUAGAGGUCAUGAGAACUUCACAGUCAUUGAGAAUAUCAAGUAAAAAGCUUGGUGUUACUGCUCUACAUGUUGCUGCUUAUUUUGGUCAAGCUGAUACUGUACGUGAAUUAUUAACUCAUGUACCUGGAACUGUUAAAUCUGAUCCACCAACUGGUGGUUCAUUGGUUGGUGAACUUGGAAGUGAAUCUGGAAUGACACCACUUCAUUUGGCUGCUUAUUCAGGCAAUGAAAAUGUCGUCAGAUUAUUACUUAAUUCAGCUGGUGUUCAGGUAGAAGCAGCUACAACAGAAAAUGGUUACAAUCCACUACAUUUAGCAUGCUUUGGUGGUCAUAUAACAGUAGUAGGUUUAUUAUUAAGUAGAUCAGCAGAAUUACUUCAUAAAACAGAUCGUUAUGGAAAAACUGGACUACAUAUUGCUGCAAAUCACGGGCAUUAUCAAAUGGUUGAAGUAUUAUUAGGUCAAGGAGCUGAGAUAAAUGCUACUGACAAGAAUGGAUGGACGCCUUUACAUUGUGCUGCAAGGACAGGUCAUUUAGAAGUUGUUAGAUUAUUAGUUGAAAGUGGUGCUUCACCAAAGACUGAAACUAAUCUUGGAAGUGCACCUAUUUGGUUUGCUGCUUCUGAGGGCCACAAUGACGUACUAAAGUAUCUUAUGGAAAAAGAACAUGAUACUUAUGCAUUAAUGGAAGAUCGUAGGUUUGUUUACAAUAUGAUGGUAUGCAGUAAAAGUCACAAUAAUAAACCAAUCGAAGAAUUUGUUCUUGUAUCACCAGCUCCAGUAGAUACAGCUGCAAAAUUAUCAAACAUUUAUAUGAAACUAUCGGAAAAAGAAAAAGAACGAGCAAAAGAUUUAAUUGCAGCUGGAAAACAAUGUGAAUCAAUGGCUACUGAAUUAUUGGCAUUAGCAGCUGGUGCUGAUUCAGCUGGUCGUAUUCUUACAUCAAUGGAUCGUCGUAAUGUUGAAUUUCUGGAUGUAUUAAUUGAAAAUGAACAAAAAGAAGUUAUCGCGCAUACAGUAGUGCAACGUUAUUUACAAGAAUUAUGGCGGGGUCCAUUAACAUGGAGUGGGUUUAGACAAUUUUUUUUAUUUAUAACAUUUAUUAUUUGUCCACCAGUAUGGGUAGUAUUUGCCUUACCAUUAGGCCAUAAAUAUAACAAUGUACCCAUUAUUAAAUUUAUGACAUAUUUAACAUCACACAUAUAUUUAAUGGUAUUACUUUCAUUAGUGGGUAUAACACCACCAUUUUCAGUUAUGAGAUCAAAUUUAUUGCCAUAUUCAUAUGAAUGGUGUUUAUUAGUUAUAUUAUCGGGUUUAUUAUUAUUUGAAUUAACAAAUCCAAGUGAUAAAAGUGGUUUAGGUUGGAUUAAAUUAGCAGUGUUGUUGUUUAGUAUAACUGGUGUUGGAUUACAUCUCGCGGCAUGGACUAUUCUUGAUAAAUAUUAUUGGCCAACAUUACUUUAUCUACGUAAUCAACUAUUUGCAUUAAGUUUUUUGUUGGCUUGUGUACAAAUAUUGGAUUUUUUAUCAUUUCAUCAUCUAUUUGGACCAUGGGCUAUUAUUAUUGGUAAUUUGAUGAAGGAUUUGGCAAGAUUUUUGGCAGUACUUGCAAUAUUUGUAUUUGGAUUUUCAAUGCAUUUUGUGGCACUCAAUCAGGCAUUUAUCAACGGUCCUCAAGCAAGAACCAAAAGGAAUGCUUUUUCAGAUGUUAAGAUGAAUCCAAUACUGGCCGUUGAGUUACUAUUCUUCGCUAUUUUUGGACAAACAACCCACGAACAAUUCAAGAUUCACAAAGGCAACGAACAACCAGGAUGGACAACUGGCCUGUUCAAACUUGCAUUUGGUAUUUAUAUGCUGGUUUCAGUUGUUGUACUGAUAAAUCUACUUAUUGCUAUGAUGAGUGAUACUUAUCAACGGAUACAAGCACAGUCAGACAUCGAAUGGAAAUACGGACUCAGUAAACUUGUUCGAAAUAUGCACAGAACAUCAACUGCACCAGCCCCAUUAAAUUUGAUAACAACUUGGCUACUUUAUUUAAUAAAAUUAUGCAAAAAACGUGCUGUUAAAAAACAGCGUCCGUCUCUGGUACAUUUAAUGGGUCUACAUCGUACAGGAAGAAUGUCACCACGUUCAAAAAUGGGUGCUAAAUGGCUAUCAAAAGUUAAAAAAACUAAAGUUUCACACAAAGACAGUAUUGCUAUGUCUGUAGCACAUUUAAGUCCCCUUGGCAGUCAAUUAUCAUUUAGCAAUGCCUUGAGAAUAGAGACUGUUGUUGACUGGGAUGUCGUAAGAAGAAAAUACUUGGAACUUUUUGGUGAUGAAGCAGAUAAAGUUAAUGAAGAAAUUAAAGAAGAUGUUAAUGAACCAUUAGCUACUGUUAAUGAAGAAACUCCUGUAACUUCAUCAAAUGAAUUAGUUUAAUUAACU
Molecule: messenger RNA, 5085 nt
Organism: Microplitis demolitor
Lineage: Eukaryota; Metazoa; Arthropoda; Insecta; Hymenoptera; Braconidae
Gene: nompC
Product: serine/threonine-protein phosphatase 6 regulatory ankyrin repeat subunit C
Exons: 12
Coding region: 289-5079 (1596 amino acids)
Biological process (GO): calcium ion transmembrane transport; GPI anchor biosynthetic process
Cellular component (GO): glycosylphosphatidylinositol-N-acetylglucosaminyltransferase (GPI-GnT) complex; membrane
Molecular function (GO): protein binding; calcium channel activity
Source: RefSeq, a predicted model, not a curated record